UUAUCAAUAAUAUUGUUUAUGAAUCAUUCGUAAACACCGAGUUGAUUUUUUGAUUAUUAUUCACAAAGAAAUUUUUGUAUUUAAAUUUUUAGUGUCAUUUUAACUUUAUUGAAAUUUUGAUAUUAAUUAAUACAAAUUAUAUCAAUCAUGGUUCGAGGUGGUGGUGGACGUAUGAAUAUGAACAGAUUUCCGCCUCCAUUAGGCGGACCUUUAGUUUCGCCAUACUUAAAUCGUAAAGUACCUAGACAUCCAUUUGACAUUGUUUUGUGUGAAGGAGCUUUUCCGCGAGUAAAACCUGGAGCUCAUACAACAGAAGAGUCAGCCUUUAAUGCUGCUUUAUUGAAAAGAGCACAAGUUUUGACACCAAGCCCUGAUGACCACUCAGCUUUAUUGGGAGUUGUCACAAAAAUACAAUCAAUAUUAGAUAACAUUAUUAUUUCUCCUGGUAAAACAGAAGUAUCUAUUGAAGAAGUUAGAGUAGUUGGAUCAUUUAAAAAGGCUACUAUUAUGAAAGGCCAUUCUGUAGCUGAUAUAGUUGUCAUAUUUAAAACAUUACCUACUAAAGAAAGUGUUAUUAGUUUAUCACAACGUAUAAUUUCUGAUUUUAAAGAAAAUAAUAUAACUGGCAUAAAUAUAGCACAAGAUGUUCUGAUGGCACCUGAUAAUACAGGAUUUGAUGUCAUUACCUCUCAUGGAACUGUACGUAUUCUAAUCUCAACUAUAGCCGCUAAUCUUAAGAAACUUACUUCUGGUCUGCACUUAGAUGCAAAUGCAAUGAAGUUACACAUGAGUGCCAUUCGACACAGCCGAUGGUUUGAUGACAACGCAUCUCAUUCAUCAAACAAAAUGCUUGUAAGACUUCUUAAGGAUUUGCGGAAUAGAUUUAGUGGGUUACAAUGCUUAAAUCCAUGGAUGAUUGAUUUGCUGGCACAUCGCUCAUUAUUGAACAACAAGCAAACAUUACCUAUUCAAAUAGCAUACAGAAGAGUAGUUCAAUUACUAGCGGGUGGACUGUUUCUUCCAGGUUCAGCAGGUAUUAUAGAUCCAUGUGAAACUGGAAGUGUUAGAAUACAAAAUUUAUUAACAUUAGAACAGCAAGAUUUGUUGUGUAUGACUGCUCAACAUUUAGUUAGAGUUAUGGCCCAUGGUGGUUUCAUAGCAAUACUUAAUGGAAAUGAUAAUAUUUUAAAAUUAAAAUCGGUGAAUGGUAUUAAUUUGGGAGAACUACAGAAAGGGUAUGAAAAGCAAGAGGAAACUUCUGAAGAAGCUGACCCUGCUGGUGGAGAAAGUGAAGAAGUUGUUAUGGAAAAUGCAUGAGAAUUCGAAUCAUGUUAAUUUCUAAUGACUUAUUUUAACACUUGUAUUGGCACCCUAAAACUUUUCAAUUUACUUGGUAUUUCAAAUUUAAAUUUUGUGUGAUGUUUGUUUAAGGGAUUUUUUAAUUAAUAUUCUUAAUUUUGUUUAAAUAUUUAUAAAAAGAGUGUUCUCUAUGUAAUGAUUGAGAUUUAAGUAAGAAUAUUAAGUUUUUUUACCUAUGUAAUUUGACUAGUUUUAAUUUUUGUUUAAAUAGACAACUGAUUUUCUUUAUGUGAACUUAAGUAAUUAAUUAA
Messenger RNA from Daktulosphaira vitifoliae (grape phylloxera), 1610 nucleotides. Its product is annotated as interleukin enhancer-binding factor 2 homolog. The transcript has 7 exons. Lineage: Eukaryota; Metazoa; Arthropoda; Insecta; Hemiptera; Phylloxeridae. The coding region runs from base 148 to 1317 and encodes 389 amino acids. The record is from RefSeq and is a predicted model, not a curated record.